Oppia nitens is the source of this 2140-nucleotide messenger RNA. RefSeq names its product alpha-(1,6)-fucosyltransferase-like. Lineage: Eukaryota; Metazoa; Arthropoda; Arachnida; Sarcoptiformes; Oppiidae. The transcript has 3 exons. The coding region runs from base 413 to 2140 and encodes 575 amino acids. The record is from RefSeq and is a predicted model, not a curated record. Gene Ontology annotation, biological process: protein N-linked glycosylation. Gene Ontology annotation, molecular function: protein binding; alpha-(1->6)-fucosyltransferase activity.
UUAACGCUACUAUUUCACGGAGUUUAUCCCCCAAAGAGUUCAGUAUAUAUUUAACCACUUGUUUGGAGGAAAGCCAUACCAAACAUACAUACAAACACAAUAGGGUUUUACGCCAACGACUCUUAUAAUUAAAAAGCCAAACAAAUGAAGAGGAGUUGUGUAUAUAUGUGUUGUAUAUGCGAUGUGUAAUCAACCAAAAUCUUCAACAGUGUUUGGAUGUCAUACAAGAGUAUUAGUGAUGAGUUUUGUGAUUCAAAUUAUUUUUAGAGUCAAUAAUAGACUGUAAUAAUAGUAAUAAUAAUAAUAAUGAAUAUAUUAUAAGAAGAGUAUAUCUGGUGUUUGCUCUCUUCGCUGUCGAAGACAUCAGUUUUCAAUAGUCUAUAACAAGAAUAGUUGUCAUCGAAAGAAAAAAAUGUUUUUCACACCCUUUUGGCGAUCAUUGAAGUCCCGAUCGUUGUUUAUAUUGGUUUCUCUCAGUUGGUUAGCACUUAUUAUCUUCAUAUUUACCGUUAGCAGUGUCUACCAGCGGGUGCCCUACGAAACUAGUAUUACGCCCGAAGUGGACGCCAAAUAUAUCAAACUAAACGAACGGCUCAAUGAUGCGAACCAACAAAUCGAGACAUUGAUGUCUCAAAACCGAGAAUUGGCUCAAAAUCUGAAAAAAUUGUCGGAAUUUAAGAGUCAAAUGAAAAAAGAAAUGAUUGAUAAAAAGUUACGGGAAGUCAAUAGAGAGUCAUCAAUGAUAAAUGUGACCAAACCUAACACCCAAUACGAGUUGGCCUUUCGUCGUAUCAGACAAAAUACCGACGAGUUGUGGCACUUCUUGAGAAAACGGGUGCCAAACAAAUACAUGUCUUUCAUCGAUGAGUUGCGUUAUAAUAUGUAUUACGACUUGAAUGUGAUCGCCGAUCGGGACAAUCACUGGCGUAGGAAUGAGCGCAAGAAUCUCAGUGAUUACGUGCAAAAAGCCAUUUAUCGGCUACAGAAUCCUCGCGACUGUGAUAAGGCUAAGAAGUUGAUCUGUGAUCUGAACAAGUACUGCGGCUUCGGCUGUCAGAUACAUCAUUUGGCCCAUUGUUUUGUGGCCGCAAUGGCACUCAACAGAACGUUGAUCGCUGAAACGUCCGGUUGGCGGACAGCGUCUGUUAACAAAAAUGUCUGGAAUAAACUGUUCCAACCGUUUAGCCAAACGUGUUCAUCGCCCGAUGGCCACAAUCGUACCGAUUGGGGCAGUGGCGACCAAUUGGAUACAUAUCAAGUGCUUUACUAUCCCAUUAUAGACUAUAUAUCCCCGAUUCCCGAGUUUCUACCACUAGUUAUACCCGAACAGAUUGCAGAUGUCGUCAUCAGACAAAGCGGUGAACCGUUUAUUUGGUUCAUCGGACAAGUGCUCAAUUAUAUUAUGCGUCCAUCAAAUAAAAUGACUGAAUAUCUACAUAAAUUUAAACGAGACAAUAGCAUAGCACAUCCCAUCGUAGGAUUACAUGUGCGGAGGACCGACAAGAUUGGCACCGAAGCCAAGAUGCACUCAUUGGACGAAUACAUGUAUUUUGUCGACGACUACUACAACAAACUUGAUGUCCGCAAUGCGCGAAAAGGAGUCGAUAAAAAAGUCGAACGACUCGUCUAUUUGGCCACUGAUGAACCUGAAGUCUGGAAGAAAGAGAUAAUGCCUUACAAAGAGAGUGGUUAUGUGUUUAAAGGAGAUGUCCGACUGUCGGAAACGGCCGAUCCGUCACAGAGACAUGAGUUCGAGUCUUUGCACAACGUUGUCGUCGAUAUACUACUUCUAAGUCAAUGCGAUUUCAUUGUCUGCACUUUUAGCUCACAAAUAUGUCGAUUGGCCUUUGAGUUGAUGCAAACCAGAGAUACAGAACAAGACAUGUCUACCGCUUUCUACUCUAUAGACGAUAUCUAUUAUUUUGGUGGACAGGUAUUUCACGGCAAAAAAGCCAUAAUCAGUCAUAAGGCGCACAACUCACAAGAGAUCAGUUUCAAAAUAGGAGACAUAUUAGGCAUUGCAAACAAUCAACACAACGGCUAUAAUGAUGGCGACCACAACCGUACUAAACAUAAAGGUCUUUAUCCGCGUUUCAAAGUCACUGAAUUCAUCGAAACGAAACCGUUUGGCGUUUUUUGA